CUACGCGGUGAGAUACGAAAACAUAACUCUCCGUCUCCUUCAAAACAAAUUCUCUUCUUUUUUCUUUUUUAUCUUCCCUAAAUUCCCUCUCCAGCAAUCCCAAAUCGAAUCCAAAACAACAAUCACGAGGAGGUCAAAUGAUUCAAUCGAGUUUCCUUCACAACUCUCUCCCUCUGCAUUCAAACUAACCGAGUCUCGAAGGAUAUGAUGCAUCAGCUGUCUAUAAUAUCUGAGGGUGUUGGAGUCAAGUAGAAGGGAAUGGGAGGCUGCUGCUGUUGUUCUUCCACGCGAGCUGAAUUGAACUACCCAGCUGGAUCCUAUUAUUACCCUAGGGCAUUGGCAGAACGUGUUCCCUUGUCAUCUCCCCAUGUUGCACCAUCUGAACUCUCUACGGGGUUAUUGGUUGAUACAAAUCUGGACACAUCUAUUCCUGAUGCUUACAGACCACCACCGAUACCUAUGCCAUUUGAUGCAGCUCAUGGGCCUCCUCAAGCUCCAGCUGCAGCUCAAGAAAUGGAGAGAGAUGCAUCAGUGCAAACAACAAUUUCUGAUCGCCUUCAGGAGUCGGUCGGUGGUAUUGCCGUAGAUACAUCUCAGAAGUGUGAAGAUGUGAAGCAAUCAAACAAAGGCGAGAUAAGUUAUGAUAUUGAAUCAUUGAAUGGGGAAGAAGUUGAGCUUUCAAAGUCAGCUACACCCAUUUCUGCAGUGGAAGAGGAGGAUGCUUGUCCUAUCUGUUUGGAUGAGUAUGAUGCGGAGAAUCCCAAACUUACCACAACAUGUGAGCAUCAUUUUCACCUUGCGUGCAUUCUUGAAUGGAUGGAAAGAAGUGAUUCAUGUCCCGUAUGUGAUAAGGAACUGAUGUUUGACCCGCCAAUUGAUUGGUAACAAACAUCCAGGAAGUUCAUCACAGUUCAACUUCAUAGCUACUUAAAUUUAAGUUUGUAAAGCCAAGGUUACAGGUGCAUGAAAUUCACAGUUUUUGAGUUUGCUGUUCAGUGUUCACAUAUUUUGAUUUUCUUUUGCUCUUUUUCUUUGCCCUACUCCCUCUCUAUGUCUUCCUCUCCCUUUCAAUCUAAAGGAGUCGAUGCCAUUUGAGAUACCUGUUGCCUCUACACAUUAGUUUCCUCAAGACCUAGAACAUUAACUAGUAGCAAAAUACAGGGAAAAAAAGAUCAUGGAGGAAAAGGUCAAUGAACGCAGAGACAUCCCACAUUCUCAGACACUUUGAUUGCGGUUCUCUUGGAUUUACUUUAUGAAUAGCUUGUAAAUGGCAUAGGGUUGGUAUUACCUUGAUUUUAUUCGCUCUGGGGUUGCUUGUAUUUCUAUGGCCCUCUGGGGUUGGUGGAUUGCGAAAGUCAAUCGCACAGAGGCCUUCUUUGUUGA
Molecule: messenger RNA, 1383 nt
Organism: Tripterygium wilfordii
Lineage: Eukaryota; Viridiplantae; Streptophyta; Magnoliopsida; Celastrales; Celastraceae
Product: probable E3 ubiquitin-protein ligase RHB1A
Exons: 5
Coding region: 259-885 (208 amino acids)
Molecular function (GO): ubiquitin-protein transferase activity
Source: RefSeq, a predicted model, not a curated record